Messenger RNA from Trematosphaeria pertusa, 741 nucleotides. RefSeq lists its product as uncharacterized. The coding region runs from base 1 to 741 and encodes 246 amino acids. The record is from RefSeq and is a predicted model, not a curated record. The transcript has 2 exons. Lineage: Eukaryota; Fungi; Ascomycota; Dothideomycetes; Pleosporales; Trematosphaeriaceae.
AUGGCCGCAGACUGCACCCGCGAAGGUCUCCUCUCCGCCGCACAGUCCUACAUCGCCGCGCAAACCGCCGGCAAAUACACCGACCUCAAGCUCUCAACCUCCAACUUCACCUACCGCCAAAACAACAAAGUCUCCGACAUUUCCAAAGGCGUGCUUGCAACCGCCUACAAGAUGGACCUCAGCCGCUCCACCGCCGAUCCCCUGGAAUGCGCAAGCUACACCAUGUGGAUCAGCAGCGCUGGCAGCAAGCCGUACGUUGUGGGAACGCAGCUCCGACACGCCGACAACGACACUUCGACUAUCAGCAUGAUCGAUACUAUCGCUGCCACAACCGGAGAUCUGUUCUUCGACGCGAAGAAAACACUCGGAUAUAUCCAGAAAGAGGACUGGAGCACCAUCAACGCCACCGCCUCGCGCCCCUCCCGCGAGCUACUGAAGAAAGUCGGCGAUGCGUACCUCGACAUGUGGACCGACGCAAAAGCCGCCGAUAGUAUUCCUUGGGGCACGGAGUGUGAGAGGGUGGAAGGGAGCCAGUACACCAACCCCUGCGGGAAGGCAUUGCCCCACGGUGGCAGCGCUAAGAACAACGGGAUGAGACGAUACGUCAUUGAUGAGUCGGUCGGAAGUGUGGAAGUCAUGUGUUCGUUUGAUAGCUUGGGGAACUUGCCGGAUACGCAUGAGAUUAGGGUGAUUGAUGGGAAGGUGAAGUAUGUGCACACGAUCACUGUGAUGAAGACGUGA